AUGGGCCAACAGAAUCUCACAAUGCCAACUGAGUUCGUUUUUCUGGGAGUUACAAGGCUGCCUGAGCUGCAGCUUCCUCUUUUUGGGAUCCUUCUUCUCAUCUACACAAUCACUGUUCUGGGUAACCUGGGCAUGAUCGUCCUUACCAAGCUGGACUCUCACCUACACACUCCAAUGUAUUUUUUUAUCAGACACCUGGCUUUCAUUGAUCUUGGUGAUUCUACUGUUAUUUAUCCUAAGAUGCUGGUGAAUUUUAUUGUAGGCAGCAAUACCAUUUCCUAUUAUGGAUGUGCUACACAGAUGGCUUUCUUCAUCAUGUUCAUUAUCAGUGAACUUUUCAUCUUGUCAGCCAUGGCCUAUGACCGCUACGUGGCCAUUUGUAACCCUCUGCUUUACAACGUUAUCAUGUCUCCAAGGCUUUGUCACCUUCUGGUGGGCAUCCCAUACCUCUACAGUACAUUUCAGGCUCUGAUGAUUACAAUUAAGAUUUUUACAUUGACCUUCUGUGGCUCUAAUGUUAUCAGUCAUUUCUACUGUGAUGAUGUUCCUGUGUUACUUAUGCUGUGCUCUAAUGCUGAAGAAAUAGAAUUGUUAAUCAUAUUCUUUUCAGCAUUUAACUUGAUCUCCUCCCUCCUGGUAGUCCUACUGUCUUAUACACUGAUUCUGUUAGCCAUAUGUCGAAUGCAUUCUGCAGAGGGCAGGAAGAAGGCUUUCUCCACCUGUGGCUCACAUCUAACAGUGGUGGUGGUGUUCUACGGGUCUCUUCUCUUUAUGUACCUGCAGCCCAAAUCCACUCACUCCUUUGAAACUGAUAAAAUGGCCUCUGUGUUUUAUACGUUAGUGAUUCCCAUGCUAAACCCUCUGAUUUAUAGCUUACGGAACAAAGAAGUGGAAAAUGCCUUCCAUAGGGUCUUUAAGAAUCAAUGUCAGUUUUGUAUUUAA
Molecule: messenger RNA, 942 nt
Organism: Lepus europaeus (European hare)
Lineage: Eukaryota; Metazoa; Chordata; Mammalia; Lagomorpha; Leporidae
Product: olfactory receptor 8K5-like
Exons: 1
Coding region: 1-942 (313 amino acids)
Biological process (GO): sensory perception of smell; G protein-coupled receptor signaling pathway
Cellular component (GO): membrane
Molecular function (GO): odorant binding; G protein-coupled receptor activity; olfactory receptor activity
Source: RefSeq, a predicted model, not a curated record